AUGACUCGUCGGUGUUCGCAUUGUAGCAACAAUGGUCACAAUUCUCGCACGUGUCCGACUCGUGGGGGUGGCACGUGCGGUGGAACCGGCGUCGGAGGAGGAUCUUCUUCCUCCUCCGCCGUGAAGCUGUUCGGCGUCAGGUUAACGGAUGGGUCGAUUAUUAAAAAGAGUGCGAGUAUGGGUAAUCUCUCGGCAUUGGCCGUUGCGGCGGCGGCCGCGCACCACCGUUUAUCUCCGUCGUCUCCUCUCGCGACGUCUAAUCACAACGAUUCGCCGUUAUCGGAUCACGCACGAUACUCCAAUCAACAUAACGAAGGGUACUUAUCCGAUGAUCCAGCUCAUUGUUCUGGGUCUAUUCACCGUCGUGGAGAGAGGAAGAGAGGAGUUCCAUGGACUGAGGAGGAACACAGACUAUUCUUAGUGGGACUUCAGAAGCUAGGGAAAGGAGAUUGGCGAGGCAUUUCAAGAAACUUUGUAACUUCAAGAACUCCAACACAAGUGGCUAGUCACGCUCAAAAGUAUUUCAUCCGCCAUACUUGUUCUAGCCGCAGGAAGAGACGCUCUAGUCUCUUCGACAUGGUUACAGAUGAAAUGGUAACUGAUUCAUCGCCAACACAAGAAGAUCAAACCUUAAACCAUUCCUCUCCAAGCAAGGAACCUGAAAGCAAAACCUACCUUCCUUCACUAGAGCUCUCACUCAACAAUACCACUGAGUGUGAAGCGGUUGCAGCCACUGCGCCGCCACCACAGGAAAAACCAGAAGAAGCCAUUGAACCAUCGAACGGGGUUUCGCCAAUGCUAGUCCCAGGCGGCUUCUUUCCUCCUUGUUUUCCAGUCACUUACACAAUUUGGCUCCCUGCAACUUCCACUUCACUUCAGGGAACAGAAGCUGAGACUUCUCCUCAGCAGCAUCAGGUGCUAAGACCAAAACCUGGCUUUCCUAAAGAGCGUGUAAACAUGGACGAGCUUGUUGGUAUGUCUCAGCUUAGCAUUGGAAUGGCGAUAAGACAUGAAACUGAAACUUCACCUUCUCCGUCUCCGCUCUCCUUGAAACUAGUAGGAGAGCCCUCACGGCCAUCGGCGUUUCACUCUAAUGCCUCGGUUAAUGGUUCGGAUUUGAGUAAAGGCAACAGCGCUAUUCAGGCAAUAUGA
Microthlaspi erraticum is the source of this 1152-nucleotide messenger RNA. The record is from the annotation of a GenBank genome assembly. Lineage: Eukaryota; Viridiplantae; Streptophyta; Magnoliopsida; Brassicales; Brassicaceae.